This is a messenger RNA of Myiozetetes cayanensis, 2606 nucleotides long. It is a transcript of the gene DNMT1, whose product is annotated as DNA methyltransferase 1. NCBI's taxonomy places the organism in Eukaryota, Metazoa, Chordata, Aves, Passeriformes, Tyrannidae. Gene Ontology annotation, cellular component: nucleus. The record is from RefSeq and is a predicted model, not a curated record. Gene Ontology annotation, molecular function: DNA binding; chromatin binding; zinc ion binding.
UCCCAGCCCCGGCCCCGAUCCCAACCCCGAUCCCAAUCCCGAUCCCAAACCCGGCCCCGAUCCCUAUCCCAAAUCCCGCUCCCAAACCCGGCCCCGAUCCCAAUCCCUAUCCCAAACCCGCUCCCGCUCCUAAACCCGGCCCCGAUCCCGAUCCCUAUCCCAAACCCGCUCCCGCUCCUAAACCCGAUCCCGAUCCCAGCCCCGAUCCCAAUCCCUAUCCCAAACCCGGCCCCAAUCGCGAUCCCAAAUCCCUCUCCCGGUGCUCCCGGUGCUCCCGGUGCUCCCGGUGCCGUUCCUGUUCCCGCUCCCGGCUCCGCUCCCUCCCUCGGUGCCGUUCCCGCUCCUAAACCCGGCCCCGUUCCCGGUGCCGUUCCCCGUUCCCGUUCCCGGUGCCGUUCCCGUUCCCGUUCCCGGUACCACCGCCCCGAUGCCGGCCCGGGCCGCUCCGCUGCCCCCGGCCCCGCUGCCCGCCGAGCUGCGCCGACGGCUGCAGGACCUGGAGAGGGAUGAGGAGACCCUGAGUGAGAAGGCCGAGGCUCUUCGGCAGCUGGCGGAACUGGAGGCCAAACUGAGUCGCCGCGAGCUCUCCGAGGAGCGUUACCUGGCCCAGGUGAAGGCCCUGCUGCACUGGGAGCUCUCGGUGGCCACCGGGGCCGCCACCAACGGCUACGGCAGCGACAACGAUGAGGACAUGGAGGAAGGGGUGGCCUCAUCCUCAUCAUCCUCAUCUUCAUCUUCAUCAUCAUCAUCCUCCUCCUCGUCCCCCCACCCGCAGUCCCUGCUGGGCCCCGCCCCGAGGGCCAGGAGGGGCUCCCGGAGGAGCCGGAGCCGGUCCAAGAACGGCGAGGGCAGAAAGUCUCCCUCCAGCUCCCGGGUGACGCGGAGCUCCGGCCGCCAGCCCACCCUGCUCAGCCUCUUCUCCAAAGGGUCCCACAAGAGGAAAUCGGGGGAGGCCAACGGGGAGGCCGAGCGGGAGAAGGAGGAGGAGGAGGAGGAAGAGGAGCCCGAGGACAAGGAACAAGACGAGAAAAGGAUUAAAGUGGAAGCCAAAGAUGGGUCGGAGCCCAGGGACGAAAUCCCUCAGGUUAAAAUCACGACCCCUGCCAAAACCACCCCUCCCAAGUGCGUGGAGUGCCGGCAGUACCUGGACGACCCCGACCUCAAGUUCUUCCAAGGGGAUCCCGACGACGCCCUGGAGGAGCCGGAGAUGCUGACGGACGAGCGCCUGUCCCUCUUCGACGCCAACGAGGACGGCUUCGAGAGCUACGAGGACCUCCCCCAGCACAAAGUCACCUCCUUCAGUGUCUACGACAGGAAGGGCCACCUGUGCCCCUUCGACACCGGGCUCAUCGAGAGGAACGUCGAGCUCUUCUUCAGCGGCGCCGUCAAACCCAUCUACGACGACAACCCCUGCCUGGACGGAGGGGUGAGGGCCAAGAAGUUGGGGCCCAUCAACGCCUGGUGGAUCACGGGCUUCGACGGCGGGGAGAAGGCGCUGAUCGGCUUCAGCACAGCGUUCGCGGAUUACAUCCUGAUGGAGCCCAGCGAGGAGUACGCGCCCACCUUCGCCCUCAUGCAGGAGAAGAUCUACAUGAGCAAGAUCGUGGUGGAGUUCCUGCAGAACAACCCUGACGUCAGCUACGAGGACCUGCUCAACAAGAUCGAGACCACGGUGCCCCCCGUGGGGCUGAACUUCAACCGGUUCACGGAGGAUUCGCUGCUGCGCCACGCCCAGUUCGUGGUGGAGCAGGUGGAGAGCUACGACGAGGCCGGAGACAGCGACGAGCCCCGUGCUCAUCACCCCUGCAAGGACCUCAUCAAGCUGGCUGGGGUCACCCUGGGCAAGAGGCGGGCCGUGCGGCGCCAGGCCAUCCGGCACCCCACGCGCAUCGACAAGGAGCGGGGGCCCACCAAGGCCACCACCACCAAGCUGGUGUACCACAUCUUCGACACCUUCUUCUCGGAGCAGAUCGAGAAGGACGAGCGCGAGGAGGACAAGGAGAACUCCACCAAGCGCCGGCGCUGCGGCGUCUGCGAGGUGUGCCAACAGCCCGAGUGUGGCAAGUGCAAGGCCUGCCAGAACAUGGUGAAGUUCGGGGGCAGCGGGAGGAGCAAGCAGGCCUGCCUGCAGAGGAGGUGUCCCAACCUGGCCGUGAGGGAGGCAGAUGAGGAUGAGGAGGUCGACGACAACGUCCCCGAGGUGCCCUCGCCCAAGAAGAUGCUCCAGGGCAGGAAGAAGAAGCAGAACAAGAGUCGCAUCUGCUGGGUGGGGGAGCCCGUCAAGAGGGAUGGCAAGAAGGAUUACUACCAGCGCGUCUGCAUCGACUCGGAGACGCUGGAGGUCGGCGACUGCGUCUCCGUCAGCCCCGACGACCCCACCAAGCCCCUCUACCUGGCCAGGGUGACAGCCAUGUGGGAGGACAGCAGCGGGCAGAUGUUCCACGCGCACUGGUUCUGCCCGGGCUCGGACACGGUGCUGGGGGCCACCUCGGACCCUCUGGAGCUCUUCCUGGUGGACGAGUGCGAGGACAUGCAGCUCUCCUACAUCCACGGCAAGGUCAACGUGGUCUACAAGGCGCCCUCCGAGAGCUGGGCCAUGGAGGUGG